Messenger RNA from Humulus lupulus (European hop), 1136 nucleotides. Its product is annotated as protein WHI4. NCBI's taxonomy places the organism in Eukaryota, Viridiplantae, Streptophyta, Magnoliopsida, Rosales, Cannabaceae. The coding region runs from base 129 to 968 and encodes 279 amino acids. The record is from RefSeq and is a predicted model, not a curated record. The transcript has 10 exons. Gene Ontology annotation, molecular function: mRNA binding.
GAUCAAUUAGGGGCCCGUCUCUUACGACACUACUAAACUGAACAGCCGUUCAACUGAAAAAUAAAUCUCUCCGGAAAAUCUCUCAUUCAAAGUAAAAAGCCACCGCCGGUGUAGAUAAACCCUAAUUGAUGGCUCAUCCGCCGUACGACCCCUACUACCUCCACCACCAACAACCACCGCCACAACUAGACGAUAAAAGCAACCGAGAAGGCAUCAAAACGCUUUUCGUUUCCGGCCUCCCCGACGAUAUCAAGGCCCGCGAGAUUCACAACCUCUUCCGGAGAAGACCUGGCUUCGAAUUUUGCCAGCUCAAGUACACCGGACGUGGCAACCAGGUCGUCGCCUUUGCUACCUUUGUCAAUCACCAAUCAGCAAUGGAAGCGCUUCUUUCAUUGAAUGGUGUUAAAUUUGAUCCCCAAUCUGGAUAUAUUUUGCAUAUUGAAUUGGCCAGAUCAAACUCAAGGAGGAAACGUAAACCAGGUAGCGGAGUUUAUGUUGUCAUAGAUAAUAGAAGUAAAGGAGGGGAUAAUAACCGAGAAACAUCUAGUAAUGAUGGAGACAGUGAUUCUGAUGAACCAUCUGAUGCCGAAAAUCAUGACUCAGGCAAUAAGGGUGAUUUAGUGGCUUCAAAAAGCGGGGAGACAGUACAUGCUUCUGAUAAUGCAGUAGCUGCUUCACAUCAGCAAUCAGAAAAUACUGUUGAAGGGGGUCAAUGUUCCACUCUGUUCAUUGCAAAUCUAGGUCCAAAUUGUACUGAAGAUGAAUUGAAGAAUGUUUUGUCCAAGUAUCCUGGAUUCAAUAUGCUCAAAUUGCGUGCCAGAGGUGGAAUGCCGGUAGCAUUUGCUGAUUUUCAGGAAAUUGAACAAGCAAACAAGGCCAUGGAGGAACUUCACGGCAGCUCUUUGCCAUCAUCAGACCGAGGCGGCAUGCACAUAGAACAUGCAAGGUCUAAAAUGAGAAAGAAGUAGAAGAAAGCCGACUGAUCAACCUGUUUCCUGCCCUACUCUGUAAAAGCUAAUCAUAAUUAGAGCCAGCCACUGGUUGAUGUUGAAUGCUUUCAUGAAGAUAUCUUUCUAUAUAGUGACUUCUUAACAAUGGACAUUCUGAUUAUUUAUGCACAUAAAACAUUUUAUUUC